This is a messenger RNA of Aspergillus tubingensis, 516 nucleotides long. Its product is annotated as L-ornithine-N5-monooxygenase. The transcript is spliced from 3 exons. The coding region runs from base 1 to 516 and encodes 171 amino acids. Gene Ontology annotation, molecular function: iron ion binding; oxidoreductase activity, acting on paired donors, with incorporation or reduction of molecular oxygen; heme binding. NCBI's taxonomy places the organism in Eukaryota, Fungi, Ascomycota, Eurotiomycetes, Eurotiales, Aspergillaceae. The record is from RefSeq and is a predicted model, not a curated record.
AUGAACGAGAAUUUGCGGCUCCACCCGCCAGCCGCGGCUUCGUUGCAAAGGAAGACUCCACCAGAAGGAAACACCAUCGAGGGGGUCUACAUCUCGAGUAACAUGACGGUUAUGUGCCCGCAGUAUGUGCUAGGCCGUGAUGAAGAAGUCUAUGAGCGCCCGAAGGAAUUCCUUCCCGAGCGCUGGUAUCUACACUCAGAGAUGGUGAAGCAGAGAGCCGCUUUUGCCCCGUUUUCGCUAGGCCCGUAUGGGUUCAUAGGCAAACCCCUGGCUUUGCUGACUCUCCGCAACACUUUGGUACGGCUGGUCACGAUGUUUGAUUUCGAGUUCGCACCGGGAGAGGAUGGGACGGCCUUUGAGGGGAAAGAGAAAGAUCGGUUUACAAUGGGUUAUGGAGAUUUGCAGAUACUCUUCCGGAAGAGAAGCGAAAUAGGAUCAAAAGUGAAUAUGGUGCGCGAAUUUGGUCUAGUUGCAGCACUGCACGUACCAAUGUAUGGACCAAUAUAUGUAAUUUAA